UUCUAACCUUUCCAAUCUCUCUCUCUCUCUCUCUCUCUCGUUAUGGGAGGUAACAGUGUUCUGCUCGAGAAGCAAGUGAACGUAGAUAAGAAGCCAAUAGUAACAUGGGAAGAUCCAGCGGUGGCUCUUGGAACCACACGCCAUGAGUUUGGCGAGUAUGGAGGUAUCAACAUGUCAAUUGAGGCCUCAGCAACAUUCACAGUCAUGGAGCCUAAGACUAUGCACAAAUUGUUCACAGGUGAGUUAGGCCCCAGCCAAGACUUCUUCAUCUAUAGCCGUCACUUCAACCCUACUGUCAUGAACCUCAGCCGUCAAAUUGCAGCCUUAGAGGGAACAGAGGCAGCAUACUGUACCUCAAGUGGUAUGGCAGCAAUCUCAUCAGUUCUUCUGCAGAUAUGCAACACUGGUGGACAUGUUGUGGCCUCAAGUCGCUUGUAUGGUGGGACUCAUGCUCUUCUAAGCCACUUUCUUCCUAGAGUUUGCAACAUAACAACAAAUUUUGUGGAUGUUAGAGAUCAUGAGAUGGUGAAGGAAGCACUAGUAAAGGGAAGGACUAAGGUGCUUUUUCUAGAAUCCAUGACGAAUCCUACUCUUACUGUUGCUAAUAUUCCUGAGCUAUGUAGGAUUGCACAUGAUAAAGGGGUGAAGGUUGUGGUAGAUAAUACUUUCGCUCCCAUGGUGCUGUCACCAGCUAGGCUUGGGGCUGAUGUUGUCGUCCAUAGCCUCACCAAGUAUAUCAGUGGCGGGGCUGACAUAAUUGCAGGUGCAGUUUGUGGGCCGGCUAGCCUCGUGAGCUCCAUGAUGGACCUUCAUCAAGGUGCACUAAUGCUUCUUGGCCCCACCAUGAAUGCAAAGGUUGCGUUCGAGCUCUCUGAGAGGAUUCCUCACUUAGGGCUUAGAAUGACAGAGCAUUGCCACCGGGCGUUGGUCUUCGCUACAAGGAUGAAGAAAUUAGGGCUCAAAGUCAUUUACCCUGGCCUUGAAGAACACCCAGACCACACCCUAUUGAAAUCAAUGGCUAACCAGAAUUAUGGAUUUGGUGGCAUCUUAUGUGUUGACAUGGAGACUGAGGAGAAGGCGGAUGAGUUGAUGAACCGUUUGCAGAACUACACCCAAUUUGGGAUGAUGGCAGUGAGCUUGGGCUAUUAUGAAACCCUCAUGUCAUGCUCUGGGAGUAGUACUAGUAGUGAGAUGAAUGAAGAGGAGAAGAAGAUGGUUGGCAUAUCGCCGGGGAUAGUGAGGAUGUCGAUUGGGUAUAAUGGGACUCUCGAGCAGAAAUGGAGCCAAUUUGAGAAGGCACUUGCUGGAUUAAUAUAUGAUGGCAUGGUGGUUUGAGCAUGUAUAUAUAUAUAUAUAUGUAUGUAUGUAUAUGUGUGUGUGUGUGUAUGUGUUAGAGAGAGAGAGAGAGAGAGAGAGAGAGAGAGAGGUUUAUCCUAGGGACGAAGUUUCCAUUCAUCCAUGGUGGGAAGAAGAAUUCCCUUAUAGAUGGGCGUCAUUGCCUUGGAAAUAGUGGAGGAGCUAGGAUGUAUUGUUGACUGUAUAUAUAUAUAUAUAUAUAUUAAGGGGGGAGGCAGUAAUAAUGACCCUAGAUGAAUGUAUUUUUCAUUCACUUAUCUUAAGUGUUUCUUGAGUGAAUAAAUGGGUAUGGUGAUGAAAACUCAACCAAUUAUGUUUGAUGGUUUA
Messenger RNA from Macadamia integrifolia, 1683 nucleotides. RefSeq names its product methionine gamma-lyase-like. The record is from RefSeq and is a predicted model, not a curated record. Gene Ontology annotation, cellular component: cytoplasm. Lineage: Eukaryota; Viridiplantae; Streptophyta; Magnoliopsida; Proteales; Proteaceae. Bases 43 to 1335 code for a protein of 430 amino acids. The transcript has 2 exons. Gene Ontology annotation, molecular function: pyridoxal phosphate binding; carbon-sulfur lyase activity. Gene Ontology annotation, biological process: transsulfuration.